Messenger RNA from Lactuca sativa (garden lettuce), 982 nucleotides. RefSeq names its product myotubularin-like protein. NCBI's taxonomy places the organism in Eukaryota, Viridiplantae, Streptophyta, Magnoliopsida, Asterales, Asteraceae. The record is from RefSeq and is a predicted model, not a curated record.
UUAGCAAGAAAUUAUGACGUUUUGAAGACUUUGAUGCGUAAUGAGGUGACACUCAUUUAAUAUACCUGAUCUGUUGACCAGUGAGAAAGUAGAGAUUCUAUUUGGAGAUUGCAUUGGAGUACCUAUGGUUGUGUAUUGAUGAGAGAUACAACCAUGGGGAACAGAUCCAGUAAUCAACAAGUUCAUCACCACUCCAGUAGCAGCACCGGCAACACCGCCAGCCCCAGGACUAGGAACACCUUCUUCUUCCCAAUGUUAUGUCGCCUCUCCAUUAACGACGUCGCCAAACCUACCAGAUUGGCCGAUUUGGCGUCUUCCUCUUCUACUUCCACUUCAUGUUCGCCGGAUCCUACAUCCCCGAAAAUCAGCUGCAUCGGUCAGAUCAAGAAGAGAUCCAACUCCAACUCCACCUCCAUCGCCAACAACCACAUCUCCGCCUCCAGAAUAUCUACUGCUACCACCGGAAAAUCAGCUACCAACCUCAAUUACAAUAAGCUUCGGAAACUCUUCUCUGGUAAAAACCUAAUCUCACUACCUACUGACACUGCUACAAUCAGCAAUCACUGCGGAAUUCGAAGCUGCAAUGGUAAUGGUGGUGUUCGGAAGCCAAAUAGUAAGAAGAAGACAUAUAUGAUUAGUAUCGGGGAUCCGGAGGUAGCAGUGGAAGAACUAGAUCCGCCAUUGCCGGUGGUGAAAUGUCGGCCUCGAGAUCAACAAGUGAAUGUGAGUCUAGGAAAGAGACGUGGCAUUGAAUUGAAAAUUCUACAGAUUCAGCCAUUUCAGUUGUCUGCAGUUCAUGGUACCAAGUUUAUCAAUAACGGAGACAUUUCAACUGAUGAUAAACUCUUUAGGUAAAUGCGGCAAAAAUCAGGAUGAAGUGAUUUUUCAUAGAAUUUUCAAUUUUUUCUGUUGUUAAAGUUUAGAAAUACGACUGUAAGUGAAAGUUUCCUGCAUAUCAAUUUAUGUUAAAAUAUUACACCGA